CCUCUCGUUCCGCCGACACACACAUUGAUUACCGUCGACUGCGAUACAACCGACCGAAUUGCUCUGCUUCUUCCCAUCGCAGGCACUUCACCUCGUCCUACUCUUCCAGUAACCGUUAACUCAGUUUCCUGGUCAUACAGCAAUCAUGUCCGCGACAGAGGCCAACAAAGCCGUGGUGAAGAAGUUCGGCAAAGGCGAACGAUCAGUGCCUCAUUACAGCCAGAAGGCUUCCAAGUGGUAUCCUAGCCACGACGUUGCGCAGGCCAAGAAGUCACGCAAGACCAUCCAGCCAUCCAAGCCUAGGGCAUCUCUGCAACCUGGCUCCGUUCUCAUCCUCCUCGCCGGCCGUUUCCGCGGCAAGCGUGUCGUCCUUCUCCAGCACCUCAAGGAUGGUGCCCUCCUAGUCACAGGUCCUUUCAAGAUCAACGGAGUUCCCAUCCGCAGAGUCAACUCCCGCUACGUGAUUGCCACAUCCACCAAAGUCGAUGUCUCCGGCCUGGACAAGGCGACUCUCGAGAAGUUGGCCAAGCCCGAGUACUUUGCCCGAGAAAAGAAGAGCAAGAAGCAGAAGGGUGAGGAGGCAUUCUUGAAGCAAGGAGAGACAGCAGAGAAGAAGAAGCCCGCCUCAGAACGUGCCGCAGACCAGAAGACCAUCGACAAGCCUCUACUAUCUGCCAUCAAGAACGAAGAAUUCCUCGCCAGCUACUUGAAAUCCAGCUUCUCUUUGAGACACGGACAGCGACCUCACGAGCUGAAGUUUUAGAUUCCAUAAAUCCAUCCAUCCAUCACCAACCCUAGAACAGGGAAUCACCGAUGGAUUGAGGAGAGAACGGAUGACAACCAAGAUGUGUGGUUGAGGAACUGGCAAGGAGAGGAGAGGACAGUACAGGGGAAGGGGAGGGGAGGGGAGGUAGACGAAGGGCGUUUCGUUGUCGUUGCUGCUGCUGCUGCUGAUGCUGAUGCUGUUGUUGUUGUUUGCUUGCGCGGUGCAUGAUCCACCCGAGCAUCUUAUCUUGUUCGCGGGCCCUCCCUUGCGAGCAAGAAAAUAUGAGAGAAAGAAGAGAAACCAAGACACACAAGAAGCAAAACAAUCUCACGAAGGAAACCAGAAUAACGUACAGUACAGUCCCAUCGGGUCAUCACAGUAGGCACAUGGACAGACCAGUGUGGAGAGAGAGACAGAGAAGACACACCAUGGCCGAAGUGAACCAAAAGGGAAUACUGGUUGCUGGACUCUGGGGUACUUAACGUGUGUAUGUGUUGUGUUGUGUGAGAGAGACAAAGACAAACAACCCCAGACAUCCAUCCGUCCAAUCUAUUCAUCACCAAAGUGAUUUGGGAUUUUUAAUGAUUGAUUCUCCGAAAGCGAAACCGAAACCAAAGUCAACAAGUGAUGUGUAUUGGAUCGACAUCCUGAGUUUGAUGUCUAUAACCUCUCCUUCGUCUUGCUUCUUCAGGAGAGCCCCCUUCCUUGGGUCCCCUUUUUUCCAGCCUUAUUAACUCAACAACCACAAAAUAAGACUUAUGAAACCUGA
Molecule: messenger RNA, 1535 nt
Organism: Exophiala mesophila
Lineage: Eukaryota; Fungi; Ascomycota; Eurotiomycetes; Chaetothyriales; Herpotrichiellaceae
Exons: 3
Coding region: 146-763 (205 amino acids)
Biological process (GO): ribosomal large subunit assembly; cytoplasmic translation
Cellular component (GO): cytosolic large ribosomal subunit; ribosome
Molecular function (GO): structural constituent of ribosome; RNA binding
Source: RefSeq, a predicted model, not a curated record